AUGAACAAAACCACGAUCCCGGCCGCGCAGCGGGCCAACCUGCCCGUGACGACACGCGCGGCACGCCGCGCUGUGCGCGCACACACCGCGUCGAUCCCAACGGCUGUGGAGCAGGCGGAGGGCACGAAGGCACCGCACUCGGGCCUCAAGCACCUGUCUGAGGAUGCCAAGCAGCGCGCCGUGGCCGCGACCAAGAACAAGUUUGAAAAGGUCAAGGUGGAGAAGUGCGGCUCGAACCUCUGGACCGAGGUCCAUGAGCUGGCGGCCAAGCUCAGGGAGGGCACCUCCACCUGGGAGGACCUGAACCUGGAUGAUGUGGACAUCCGCCUCAAGUUUGCCGGCAUGUUCCACCGCGGCAAGCGCACGCCGAAGCGCUUCAUGAUGCGCCUCAAGCUGCCCAACGGCGAGGUGACCUCCGACCAGCUGCGCUACCUGGCCUCUGUGCUGGAGCCCUACGGCGAGGACGGCUGCGGCGACAUCACCACGCGCGCCAACCUGCAGCUGCGCGGUGUCAAGCUGGAGGAUGCCGACAGGAUUGUGGCCGGCCUCAUCGAGAGGGGCAUGAGCAGCUUCCAGGCUGGCAUGGACAGCGUGCGCAAUCUGACCGGCUCCCCCAUCGCGGGCAUCGACCCCCACGAGCUGUUCGAUGUCAGGCCGAUGCUGCGCCAGAUGAACUCGGUGCUGUUCAACGAUGGCCGCGGCAACGAGGAGUUCGCCAACAUGCCCCGCAAGAUCAACGUCUGCGUCUCGCCCAGCCGCGACGACUUCCCACACACACAGAUCAACGACCUGGGCUUUGAGGCCGUGGUCGACCCCGCCACGGGCGGCCUGCUGUUCAACGUCGUGGUGGGGGGCUACUUCUCCCUCAAGCGCAACAUGAUGAGCCUGCCCCUGGGGGUGGCUGUCAGCGAGGACCAGGUCGUCGACUUCACAGUGGCGGUGCUGCGCGUGUUCAGGGACUACGGCCCCCGUGCCGACCGCCAGAAGACGCGGCUGAUCUGGUGCAUCGAGGAGCUGGGCUUUGAGGGCUUCAUAGCCAAGGUGGCUGAGUUCAUGGGUGUGGAGGGCUUCAGGCCGGCGGUGCACGUGGCCCACGAUGAGCCCUGGGAGAGGCGCGACCUGCUGGGGGUGCACCCCCAGAAGCAGCCCGGCCUCUUCUGGGUGGGCGCCAGCAUCCCCUCGGGCCGCCUGCAGACGCAGGACUUCAACGAGCUCGCGCGCAUUGCAGAGCGCUACGGCGACGGCACGGUGAGAGCGACCCCGGCCAGGAUGGCCACUGCCAGCACUCACGCCUGCCCGCUGCCUGCUUGCGUGCACACUUAG
Molecule: messenger RNA, 1323 nt
Organism: Monoraphidium neglectum
Lineage: Eukaryota; Viridiplantae; Chlorophyta; Chlorophyceae; Sphaeropleales; Selenastraceae
Product: ferredoxin-nitrite reductase
Exons: 11
Coding region: 1-1323 (440 amino acids)
Molecular function (GO): oxidoreductase activity; heme binding; iron-sulfur cluster binding
Source: RefSeq, a predicted model, not a curated record